Molecule: messenger RNA, 1266 nt
Organism: Lampris incognitus (smalleye Pacific opah)
Lineage: Eukaryota; Metazoa; Chordata; Actinopteri; Lampriformes; Lampridae
Gene: gprc5bb
Product: G protein-coupled receptor, class C, group 5, member Bb
Exons: 3
Coding region: 1-1266 (421 amino acids)
Biological process (GO): G protein-coupled receptor signaling pathway
Cellular component (GO): signaling receptor complex; extracellular exosome; plasma membrane
Molecular function (GO): G protein-coupled receptor activity; protein kinase activator activity; protein kinase binding
Source: RefSeq, a predicted model, not a curated record
AUGUCAGUCAGACCUCUGAUCAUCUGCCUCCUCUUCACGAUCAGCUGUACCUCAUCACACCCCUCUCUUCCUCCGCGCGGAUGCAGUUUGGAUGUGGAACCUCCGUACAGAGUGCUGUGUGACCUCGAGUCUGCGUGGGGGGUGGUUUUAGAGGCAGUGGCCUGUGGUGGUGCCAUAACCUCCCUGGUUCUCGCUCUUGUCCUUAUUGCAAAGCUGCGCUCUAUCUACAACCCAGAUAGGCGUUCUGGCCUGGGGCCUCUCCUCCUGCUCCUGGCCACCCUCUUGGGUCUCUUCGCCCUCUCUCUGGCUUUCCUAGUGGGGAAGAAUCAGGCCCUCUGUGUGGUCCGCAGGGCUCUCUGGGGUCCCCUUUUCGCCCUGUGCUUCUCCAGUUUGCUAGUCCAGGGGAUUCGGCUAAGGAGGCUUGUGGCGGGCAAAAGCAGCCCGACUGGCAGCUCCCUGGCUGGGCUUGGUAUGGCUUUGGCCCUCGUCCAGGGGAUUAUCUCUGCUGAAUGGGUGCUUCUGACUGUGGUCAGGGAGGGUCACCCGGCCUGUGACUACCCACCGUUAGACUUUGCUCUGACAUGCAGCUACACCCUGGGGCUGCUUCUCAUAGCCAUGGGUAUGUCCUUGGGGGUGGUGCUGUGUGGGGGAGAGAUGGAGGCCGAGAGAGGGGGUGGAAGGGAGGAAGGCAGGGAAGAACAGAGUGAAAAACAGAGAUGGAGGUGCAACGGUAUCUGGCUCUUCCUGUCCUGUCUGACAUCAGCUUUGCUUUGGGUUUCCUGGCUUGGAUUCUACCUCUAUGGCAACCAGGGACUGAGGAUAAAGGGGAAAGGAGAGCGGUCAGGGGUUGGGGGGAAGAAAGGCAUUAAGACUUGGGAUGAGCCUGCAUUAGCCUUGGCUUUGGUCAUCCAGGGCUGGAUCCUACUGCUGUUCCAUGCCAUCCCAGAAGCCCACUUGUGUUUGCGGAGGCCUGCAGAAUCUCCCACGCAAGACUACUUUGACACCAGCCAGCCUGCCGCUCCUCCACACUUUGGAGACGAGCCCUCUGCCCACCCUCACCAACCCUUCGGCGACAACCAACCCUAUUCUAUAGAAGAACACAGUGCAACCCUCCGAGGUGGAACAUACCACAGCGGCCAUGGAAGUAUCCGUCCAGGCAUCCCCUACCGGGGUCACGUAUACCAGCCGACUGAGAUGGCCCUAGUCAUGAAUGGUGGAACAAUGCCUACAGCCCCUAUAAACUACACUGGAAGACAGCUGUGGUGA